Molecule: messenger RNA, 6727 nt
Organism: Oxyura jamaicensis (ruddy duck)
Lineage: Eukaryota; Metazoa; Chordata; Aves; Anseriformes; Anatidae
Gene: CPED1
Product: cadherin like and PC-esterase domain containing 1
Exons: 25
Coding region: 501-3677 (1058 amino acids)
Source: RefSeq, a predicted model, not a curated record
GAAAUCUGUGGUCCAACUGGCUUCAGAUGGCGUGUGUAUGUGCGUGUGCCUUCCUUGCGAGUGUGUGAGACAAGCUGGGAUCAUGAGCCAGGGUUGUUCCAAGUGGUUUUAAUCAGCAGCCCAUUAGAGGGGAACGGGAAACUUCUAACAGGAUAAGAGCCGAGCAGAGAUCAGUGCAUGCUGACAGGAAAGAGGCAAUUUAAAAGGACUGGACUGAAGGAAACUAAAAACAAAGUAGGAACUGAGAAUGCAAGAGAGAAAAAACAGCAAACGAUUGUUCACGAGGUUAUUCCCAUGGGAGGAUACUUUACAAGCCCUCUGGAUCCUGUGACUUCUUGCCAGGUACCAAGAAAGGACUCAGCAGCAGAAAUGGGGGAAGUCCUCACUAGUUUUGGAUAAAGCCUGCCUUUGACUUUUUUUUUUUUUUUUUUUUUUUUUACCUUGUGAGAACGUGACUACUUCGAAUGCAUCUGCAAUGUGGCAAAGGGUGAAGUGAGGCCAUGGUUUGUGGGCAAGUCCCCAGGUGCCGCAGGCUUUGUCGCCCUCGCCCCUUCCUCCUGGCCUUAGUGGUGGCUGUCUGUCUGUUCUGCCAGACCCUGACUCCUCUCAUGACCAGCAGCUUCCUUUCGGCAGUUGUUAAUGGGAUUUCACCACACAAACUGAGUAAAACACAGCAAGGAAGAUACAAGGAGGUCUCAGCAAGCAGCACUCACUGCUUCUUCCCUGUCAGUGACGCACAGGCAGUGAAAAAGAUUGAAGACUCCAUUCUCCAGUACUUUGGAAGCCGUACGAGAAGAGCAAUUCUGUAUGCACCUCCUGCCCAUAGCAAAACUGAGCGUCAGCUUUGUGAGCGCAUCCUGAAAAAACAUGGAUAUGCAGUCACAGUCCUUGAGAACAGGAGACUGAUGGAAGAUCUGAGACAUGAGGGCUCUUAUCACAGUGGCAUAAGCCCUUGGGAUCUUCUGAUCUGCUUAUCUUCCAGAAAAAAUGAUGGUACUAGCUGCAUUCAAAGAGAUGACUUGCAUCAUCUAGAGUUAUUCCAAAAGGUAAACCUACUUCCAGAAAUUCAGCGUUUACUUUGCAGAAAAGAGGGAUUGUGCCAGAUAACAAAAGCCUUUUCAGACCUGCAGCUCCCAGUUGCCAUCCCAGAGUGCUCCAGUCAGAGUGGGCUGUCAAGGACCAGCAUUGCAAGCAACGUCACCCAUGGCGGCAAAAGCAAUGGCAGGACACACGCUGCCCCUCUACGGCACUUGUGGAGCCAGGCUAAUAGUGCACAGCUGAAUCAGGUCUCAGCCUCACCAGACCACAAGGACUUCUUUAAAGCUCAAGACAUUUCUGUCAUCAUAAAAGCAUAUGUGCUAGUCACAUCCUUAACACCUUUGCGGGCAUUCAUUCAUUCAACCGCCACAAUCUGGCAUCCACCCAAGAAGAAGCACUUUUCUGUAAAGCUGCAAAAGUUUUUUGAGAUGUUCUUCAAAAGCAGUUCUCCCCAGCAAGCCUUUAACAACAUGAAGGAAGCUAUAAGCAAACUUCUACUUGUAACUGAGGUCUUCAGUGAAUUAUCUGCCUCAGGACCAAGCUCUUUCAAUCAAUGCAGCCAGUGUUUUCAAAUGUUAACCUUUGACCUUGGGUUCAGCACCUCCUUACACCCAGUAGUUCUUGAGGUGCAUGAAAACUUUGACUUUCAAGAUGAGGAAGGAUCAAAUAUUCAGGACCAAACCUUCAAAGAAGUUAUUUUUGAAGAUACUUUUAAAUUUCUCUUAUCUAAUAAAUCGUCAACUUCCAGUUUCAAAGAAGCUUUAGAAAAUGUGUAUGGAUUAACUGUGAGCAAGGAUGGAAGCUACCACAAAGAAGAUGAGCAAUGUUUGUCUUUAGAAGAGAUAAAUUCCAUGAUUACUUUCAUAAAAGAGCUGAAGCAUAUUGGACAAUUUGAGCUGCUUUUCCCUUCUGCUGCACCCAAGAUUCAAACUUUACUGCGUGACCUGUAUCACAUGGUAGACCCAAUGAGACGGCUUGGUUCAGUCCUGACUGUACAUUGGUUGCUUUCCAGUUUACUUGAACAAUUCCAGUUCAUGACUAAAGAGGCACAUACAAAUCUUUCAGAAUGGAGAAGCAAGAAGAGUUCUAGAAACUCAUCUCAAACUAUAAGGAACUGGUUACAGCUUAGGAAUUCUUCUCAAGAAAAUACAAGACCUAUGCAAAAUGUUCCUUUUAACCUGAGGAAGAAUCAUGAAGCAUUGUUUUAUUCCAGUCAGAAUAAAGAAAGACAAUGCAGUUAUGAUAAAGAUACCCUAUCUCAUAUCAGGCAGAUCUUCACCAGUCCACAGCUGGAUUUGAACCCUCAGUUUAACCCAAAGAUCAAGGAAUACUACGCAGAAGUCCCAUUUGACCUGGUGACAGUGAAAAUUGGAGCAGAACCUUCUAACUGUCAAUGCCAAGUACACCUUGAUGAGAAGAAAGGACCAAGUGUUGCUAACUACCCACUUGGCCUUGGAUUGAACAAAAUCAUAGUUCUUGUAACAGAUGAUUCGCAACCCAACCCUCAGGUUGUGAGCAGCUAUAAAAUCACAAUUUAUCGGGAGGACCGCCCUAGCCUGCCUUUGUUUGAUGACUAUAUGAUAUGUGGUUUUGUGCAGGACUGUGGUUCUCAAAUCCAUCCAGAGGAGUCCUGUGGCUUGCAGCCUCUGUCUCAUGAAUACCUCUCCCGAAUUUCACAGACAGUGCUUAAGACCUGCGAAGCUGGAGACACAAAAGGGCAGUGGAUUGUCCCUUGCCUCAGCUGCUCUGACAACAGAACCUGUGACUGGAGAGCAAUAACAUGGCAGCCCCACAACUGCCAACACUCUGUGCUAACUAAGCCUGAACUCCAGCGCUGUGUGGAGGGCAGAAGGAUUCUUUUUAUAGGUGACUCAACUAACAGAGGGAUGAUGUACUAUCUUAUAGAAAGAGUGAAUGAGACUCUUCAGGAAUGGCAAAAGACCCAUGAUGUUAAAUGUUAUCAUAAUAUCAAUGAGGGGAAAACAUUUAUAAGUUACUCCUACUAUCCCCAGUUUUGGAUGACUGCAAAACAGAGACCAACUUUUGAAAAAGCACUAGAACAACUGCUUCAGAGAUCACGUCCCCUAGAGAACACAGACCAGACGGUAUUAAUUGUAGGUGGUGUUCAGUGGCUUAAUUCCAAUCACCUGCAAAUUAUCCAGAAGGUGUUGAACAGGGAAAAUCUAUCAAAUAUCCUGGUAAUUAUCAAAUCCAUAGGGAUGGGAUUUCACCUCCCAGUGGAUGGAAUACAUUCUUUAUCACAGGCAGAAGUGCAAAAUUUGUGGAACGAAAACUUGGUUAUCCUGGAUACAGCAAAAAAUUAUGGCUAUGAAGUUGUUGACACCUUUGUCAUCACAAUGGGACGUUACAAAGAAUUCAUGCGGGGGAAGUGUGGCUGCCAUUUCCAUGAGGUGGUGAAAUCCAAUCCCUCUGAAGAAAGUCCACACAUAACAAUGACAUUAUCAAGGCGCUAUACACUGGGGAAAUAUUUCAGCAGUCAAAGCAAGCUAUCACAACUGCAGGACUAUCCUAAAAAUUCUCAUUCCCCAUAUCAUGUCCGAGGUCCAAUAAACCAAGUUUAUUCUGAAAUCCUUCUGAGCAGGCUCUGUGCAAGUAAGAGGGAGCUUGUCAGCACAUAGCCUCUCUUGGAUGUCACACUGGGACUAGAGAUAUGCCGCCACCUGAGCAACAGUCAAAAGACCAUGGUGAAUUUAUGACGUGCUUCCUCUAUUGAUUGCACAUGUACCAACAGAGUUGGAGACGUGACAUUUUUCCUAAAUCUUUAUGAAAUGGAGAUAUGCCCUGGCAGUUUUGUGGUUUCAGAAUGGAAGAUGAAAAGAUGCAAAGAGAGAGAAAAGGGGCAGUUACUUGAACUGUUGCCAAAAGCUAGAACAGCUGUAGCUCAAGCAACUGUUUAUUAAUGAUAGUAAAGAGAGAGAAAUGUAUACACUUGAAUGAUUUGGAAAGGACUGCUAUAGCUUUUCAGCACUAUCUAGUUUUCUAUUUAUAGAGACACUGUAAUAUGUGAAUGUAUUUAGAAACUGGUUACAUUCCAUUUUAAAGAUUUUUAUUGUACAUGGAUUGGUUCCCUUUCAGUAUCAAAUCUUUUCUAUUUAGGCACUUGGUUUUUAGAUUUGAAAAUAUCUAUUAAUGUUUUACAUUAGAACUCUAGUGUUUUUCCUGAAAACGCACCCCUUCUUUGUAUCAUAGAUGGAACAGAUGUCUACCCUAUUUUUUGCAUGUUCUAAAGUUAAUACAGAAAUAGAUUACUUAGACUUGAGACUGGCUGUAACUGUCUCAAUGUAGCAUGUAAAUAUAGUGAAUAUGUUGACAUAGACUUAUUUAAAGUCCCAGUUUAGGAGAGUGGCCAUAUGCAGGAAGACUGCUUAGAUAUUUGCUUCAGUAACUGCCCUGGCCUUUAAGCCAAGAAAGUGCCCUAUCUUCUAUGAUUUUAAGAAUUGCCAAUAUGUGAAACCAAGCCAGUACCACAAACAGGAGAAAAGUCCCUUUUGCAAGCACACAUAAGAACUUCAAGAUCUGUUUGAUUGCUUGUUUUUUUGUCUGUUUUUAAUCUAUCACGAGCAGUAUGUGAUGUCCUGAGGGCAGAAUAUACUGCCUGCAUCUCUUGCUUGGUGGGGGCUAAACCUUCUCUGGACUCCGGUUUCAUGCUGUAGGCCAUCUUCAUCACCCAUUUUUGCAGACCUGCUCUGAAUGAAAGUCAAGGGAGACGGUUUAUCAUCAUAAGAAGAAUCUGUAUGCAAUAUUGACAACAAAUUCACAGAUGUGGUACCCUGAUGGGAAACCAAAUGUGGUCCAAUUUUAGCAGCUGGGUGGUGUGUUAAUGGGGACAGAGAAAAAAGCCCCUUGAAGUUAUUCACCCUACAAAUUAUUUCUAUGCUCGGUGUACCAGCCUCUUUGGCACUUCCCAUUGCAAAGUGUGGGCCCAUCAUGAUGGAGAAGGGCUACACAGUCCUCAUCACUACAUCACUGUGCCUGUAGUUCACUUUGAGGAGAUGACCAUAAACACAUACUUUUUAAAGCAUCUGACCUAACUAGGUCCUGAUGUGUUUUGUCACAACAACAAAUGACCGAAGAUGAAACCAUAUUGUUUUUGUAUGAUUAAAAUGCACCAAGAACACUUGAAAUUUAAAUACUACUACUACUACUAAUAAUAAUAAAAUAACAUUUCAAAAGUAAAAAUCCAGUUAUGGAUUGUCUUGGAGCUGGCAGUCAGGGCACUGCUCUCAUACCACACACUAGAGAGGGGAGUCUAAUGAAGGGUUCACUGAGCUCUGUGACUUGCUUCCCCCUCACAAUAUUAUUUAAAAUCCUUCACUUGCUUCCACUGUCUUUGGGAAAGGAAGCCGCAAGCAAUGUCAGUGAAGAUAAUUUAUAGCGCAAAAGUAACCAGCAUCUUAUUGGCCUUGGUAGCACACAGAAAGGCUUCCCUGUAUAGAAAUAGGAAUAGAAAUUUAUGAGAUUUACCAAGGAUCCAUAAACUCAACACAGUCAGUAUCCCCAGUUACUAAUCCAGUAUUGUGGAUUCUUGCUACUUCAGAUAAGUUAGCUGAAGACAGCAGUUUCGAGCCCAGUUUCCCUAAGUGGUCAGAGGAAUCUCAGAAAGAGGAUCUGGCCUACCUAAUUUAGGAGACUUCCCACUAUAUUAACAAAGCUCCUAAUUUAGGCAAUAACCUUACAUUUGGUGUGACAAUGUGAAUAUAUAUGUGUUUCUCUAUAAUAUGCUGCUGCUGUGCUUACAGUAAAUGUCCCUGAAUUUCUACAUAAAGUUUUCCCUGGCAUGGAGCUUUGCAUGAAAAGAAGGGUCAGGAACUGUGCAUAAAUACUGAAAAAGUCAGCAUUUGGUUUUGAGCAAUGUGAUAAUCUAAGGAAUAUAAUUGUAUGAAAAUGAAAUAAUAUAUAAACUUGGGUCUGGAACUCCAAGUCAUCACAAUCUUAAAUUUGAUUUUAUAUCAUGCCAUUAAUAUCACCAGAUGCAAAACACGGCCAGAAGUCAUUGUCAUUGAGAUGGUCAAUGAUAGGAGUAUUACAGUUCCACUUCUGUUAGGAUUUUCUUUGCUCAUUUAAAUCCACAUGCUGUUGCUGUUAUUUUUAUGUACAUAAAUAUUUUUAAGGCAUGAACUGAGUUUGUAUGUUUUGUUAGUUGUUUGUUAAUCAAAGCCAAUUGCUGAAGCAUCAGCUAUAAUGAUGAAAAGAGCUGACUUUGUUAUACUGUAGCUGAUGCUGGUGAAUGUACAAUUCUUCACUUCCAGUUUCACCGCAAAAUGGUUUACAUGUGCUGUACACCCAGAUGUCUUAAUGUUUUCCAAAUCUUAAUAUUUUUUCAAAUGUAGCAAGUUGAAAUUUUUCUGUAUGUUUGCUAUUUUUUACCUAUCUGUGUACAUAUCUACAUGUGUACAAAGGUAUUGAUACAAUUUGUAAACAGAUACUUAUUUAAAUGAGUUCUUUGAAUAUUUUUUCCAUCACUAUAUAUGAUCCAUGUAAUCUUAUGAAUAAAUGAAGGGAAUGGAGACUAAAACAGGUGCCAACGUACAUUUUUCACUAUUUCACUUUAAAAUAUAUCUAUCAUCUAUAGGUACAUAAAAGAAGAAAGUUGAGAUUGCUAUGGAAGUACUGCUUGCUUAUACACAUCAACAUUUACAGAUUAAGACAAGUAAUUACUAUGUCUGAA